Lacerta agilis (Sand lizard) is the source of this 2292-nucleotide messenger RNA. Its product is annotated as zinc finger protein 226-like. The record is from RefSeq and is a predicted model, not a curated record. NCBI's taxonomy places the organism in Eukaryota, Metazoa, Chordata, Lepidosauria, Squamata, Lacertidae. The transcript is spliced from 3 exons. Bases 39 to 1634 code for a protein of 531 amino acids. Gene Ontology annotation, biological process: regulation of transcription by RNA polymerase II. Gene Ontology annotation, molecular function: RNA polymerase II cis-regulatory region sequence-specific DNA binding; DNA-binding transcription factor activity.
UGCUGGAUCCGUGCCAAAGAGCUCUGCACAAGGAAGUCAUGGAGGACAAUUAUGAGAUGGUGGCCUCUUUAGAAUCGGACCUAAGUGCCUGUUGGGAAGAAGGACAAGAUCCAUUUCUCCAGGAUCCCAAAGGAGUGGAGAUCUCAGAAGGUGACAGGCAGAAGAGCAAGAAUUAUGGGGAGCCAUUGAUGGUGUCAUCAGAACAUGUGGAGCAUGAAGCAGGGAAAAAGACAUAUGUGAAGCAACAGACGCCCCGAAAGCAUGUAGGAAACAUUUUGAAAAAUGGGCAAAGGAAAUCCUCUACUACACAGGACAUUGAUAUCCAUGUCACCCUGAAUCCACAAGAAGAAUGUACAGGGAGCAGCAGUGUGGAGUGUGGAAACAGCUUCAGUCAGAGUGGAAGUGUUAGUUUACAUCAAAGAACCCAAACAGGGGAGAAAGCAUUUCAAUGCGCAGAGUGUGGAAAGAGCUUAAGCAGUGCUGGUAACCUUGUCAAACAUAAAAAAACCCACACAGGGGAGAAACCGUUCAAAUGCAUGGAGUGUGGAAAGAGCUUCAGCCAGAGCGGAAACCUUAUUGCACAUCAAAGAACCCAUACAGGGGAGAAACCAUUUACAUGUAUGGUGUGUGGGAAGAGUUUCAGUCUCAAUCACCAUCUUACUUUACAUCAAAGAACGCACACUGGGGAGAAUCUGCAUAAAUGCAUGGAGUGUGGAAAGAGCUUCUGCACCAGUAGUUUCCUUACUGCGCAUCAGAGAACCCAUACUGAGGAGAAACGAUUUAAAUCUAUGGUGUGUGAAAAUAGCUUCAGUCUUAAUGACCGUUUUACUCUACAUCAAAGGAUCCCCAGUGGGGAGAAACCGCAUAAAUGCUUGGUGUGUGGAAAGAGCUUCAGUUGUAGGAGUAACCUUACUUUACAUCAAAGAACCCACACUGGUGAGAAACCCUUUAAAUGUAUAGAGUGUGGAAAGAGCUUCAGCCAGAGCGGAAAUCUUACUGCACAUCAAAGAACCCACACAGCAGAUAAACCAUUUAAAUGUAUGGUAUGUGGAAAGAGUUUCAGUUUCAAUUACUCUCUCACUUUACAUCAGAGAACCCACACCGGGGAGAAACCGUUCAAAUGCAUGGAAUGUGGAAAGAGCUUUCGUGCAAGUAGUGUCUUAAUUGUGCAUCAGAGAACCCACACGGGGGAGAAGCCAUUUAAAUGUAUAGAGUGUGGAAAGAGCUUCAGGCAGAGUGGAAGAUUGACUGCACAUCAGAGAACGCACACUGGGGAGAAACCAUUUAAAUGUAUGGAGUGUGGAAAGAGCUUCAGCCAGAGUGGAAACCUUACCACACAUCAAAGAACCCACAGAACAGAGAAACCAUUUAAAUGUAUGGUGUGUGGAAAGAGUUUCAGUCUCAAUUACUAUCUUACUUUACAUCAGAAAACCCACACCGGUGAAAAACUUUUUGACUGCAUGGAGUGUGGAAAGAGCUUCAGUUGUAGGAGUGCUCUUACUGCACAUCAAAGAACCCACACAGCGGGGAAACCAUAUGGAUGCAUGGUGUGUGGAAAGAGCUUCAGGCGUAGGAGUAACCUUACUUUACAUCAUAGAACCCAUACUGGGCAGAAACCGUUUAAAUGUAUGUAAUGUGGAAUGAGCUUCAGCCAGGGUGGAAAUCUUAUUGCACAUCGAAGAAUGCACACAGCGUAGAAACCGGUGUGAAUCCCAGAGGUGGAGAAGCAGAGAAGAUAAAGCUUAGCCACUCAGAAAAGUAAAUGGGCUCCCCAUUCUGCCUAAUAUUUGGGCCGGCCUGGUUGUCAUUUGGAGAGUGUUUCAUUGUGAAUACGAGAUGUGGAGAAAGAGAGAAGGCAAAGUUUAGCCACUUGGUCAGAGGGUCAGUGAAAGGCAUUGGUCUGCUGCCAUCACCGUUUCCUUUCAGCAAAACAGAACUGCAUCUUGCCUAUCACCCGUCAAGUAGGGUGCUUCCUUGGGAAAUGUAAUACAACUGACUAUGGCUUUCUGUGUAGAGAAAGAACCACGUGCCACUCCCUUCAAAGUGUGUGUGCGUGAAAAAUUAUGAAACCUGAGAUACCCUAGCAGAGUGUCCCCCAGCUGCCUUUACCACCAGGAAACUGGUCAUCCUCUGGGCUACUCAUUAGUACACUAGAAAUCGUAUAUUGUUUGUUGGUAGGCUAUGAUUAGUCCUUCUGCAAAGCGGCAGCACUCUGUUUUAUUUUGUAAUCUGUUUAAGCUGUUUACUUGCUAUCCCCUUACCUUUCAUUCAAAAUAAAGUUUCACAAUCUGA